GCCAUUCAUCAGGCGGUUACAGUGAGGGAAGGACGAGAGGAGUCGCCGCGCCGAGGGUGUGGAGUGGAGAGAUGUCACUUUCUGUGCGUGUGUGCGCGCUCGGGUGCGUAGCGGGAUUAUCAUUACGCACGUUAUGCGGAGCGCUGUUUUGGUGAUGCGUUCAGUCGGGAGAGGUUCAGCGGGGAGCUGAGAGCGUCAAACCGGAGAACCAGCGGCAGAAUCAGCACAAUAAUAACCGGGGACAGAAGGAAAGGGGGGCCUGGUUUGUUAUGGGGGGGAUUUUGACUCGUUUUCUCUGUCGCAGAGAAGAUGUGCGUCGUUAAACAAAGGAAGUAGUUGUUUUUUUUUUUGUUUGUUUGUUGUUGUUUUUUUGUAAGGAUACGGAAUCUCCUUUGUAUUUUAACCCUGACACCCUCUCCGGUUCGGACUUGCAUCCAUGCCCGUCCUGGCUCUGACGGGCUGAAUCUCCGGGCUCUCGUCUGCUUUGGGGUCCAUGUGGAGCGACAGAAGGAGCACCAAACACGGCGAGCUGAGCUCAAUCCGAAAUGUGACAUUUUCAAAUUAACAUUCGUCACCCCAUCAAACCCGGCGACUGUGAAUCCCUCCUCAUACUAGAUCACGUCUGUUUACAUCGAUCAAGAUGGCAUUCCCACCUGUGGUCCUCCUGCUGCUGGCUGUUGCUCAUCACGGCUGUGGUCAGAACCCGGCCGACUCCGAGGCGCUCCCAAGAGGCUGCGGCUGGGGCCUCAUGCGGCCCUACACCCUCCUCUGUGACCUGGAAUCCAUUUGGGGCGUAGCGGUCGAAGCUGUGGCUGCCGGUGGGACGCUGGCCGCCAUCCUACUCGCCCUGGUGCUGCUGUGUCGCCUGCGCCACAUCAGCGAAGCGGAUAAGCGCAGUGGCGUGGGGCCCAUCCUGCUGCUGAUCCUGGGCAUCCUUGGCUUGUUCGGCCUCAGCUUUGCUUACCUGAUCGAGCAGGACGAGUCUCUUUGUCUGAUCCGCAGGGCUUUGUGGGGUCUCCUUUUCGCUGUCUGCUUCUCCUGCCUGCUGGUCCAGGGGGUUCGGCUGCGCAGGCUGGGCCGAGAGCGCCGAAGUCCCGGAGGAUGUGCUCUGACGGGCUUGGCGUUGGGUUUGAGUGCAGUGCAGGGCAUCAUUGCUGCUGAGUGGCUACUACUGACCGUGCUGAGAGAAGGGAGAGCUGCGUGCCAGUACCUACCUUUGGACUUCUCGUUAGCUUGCAGCUACGUGCUAGCCCUACUUCUCGCCGCCCUGACGGCAGCCUCCUUGGCCCUGUGUGGGAAAACCCGUCACUGGCGCUGCAAUGCCGUCUGGCUGCUGGUGACCUGCCUGCUGUCCCUUCUGCUGUGGGUGGCCUGGGUGGGCUUCUACCUGUAUGGUAACGACUGGCUCGGCAGGUCCCCAGAGUGGAACGAUCCAGCACUGGCGAUAGCCUUGGUGGCCCAGGGCUGGCUCCUGCUGAUUUUCCAUGCCAUUCCCGAAUCCCACAUCUGCUUGAGACCCCCGCCGCAACCCACUGCCCCAGACUACUUCGACACAUCCCAGAACUCAACGCGGAUGAGGGAGACGAGCUUCGACGAAGACAUCCCUCUGUCUCACCGGCAGUUUGUGGAGAACCAGGGCUACGGAUACAAUGACGAGAACACAGCAGGCCUGAGGAGCGGUAGCAGUGCCGCCCAACACAACAGCAACACCGGCGCCAGGCCCAGUGCUCCCUUCCGCAGCAACGUCUACCAGCCCACAGAGAUGACCAUGAUCCUGAACGGGGGAGCGGUGAGUACAUCUUCCCAGUCACAGGUGCCCUCCGCCCCUCCCACCUAUACCGGAAGGCAGCUGUGGUGAGCGAGGAGAAAGAAGAUGUUUGAUGGAAAAUGGCAAGGAGAGGAUGGAGGGAGUGAGGAGGAAGGGGUCCAGGAUGGUGGGGGGUGGGGAUGGGGUGUGUUGGGGGGAGGGCAGGCAUCUAGUCGGACUGGACUUUCGGCUUGCAUGCCUGCCGGGCCCUUUCAUGUACAGACUUUAUUGCUGACUGUGUGCCAAACAAUUAUAGAAUGAAUGUGAGUGAGACUGAGAGGGCAGCAGAAUGGAGGACAGAGCUAAAACUUUUCUAAAACAUAGAUAUUUAUGGAAGAGGUGCAAAACUUCUAACGUGUCCAGUAUGCCAGUGGCUUCACAGAAUACAGUUAUAUUAUUAUUAUUAUUAUACAGUGUCUUUCCCUUUUGGUAUAAUUUGCUCCUCUGACACCUCAGCACUUCAGGCCUCCUUGAAAACUGUGAAAGCGAACUCUUCGUCCUAUUCUUGCUCUCAUCCCGUCAGGUGCAAUGUCUUUUCUGCUUUACGGUGCUGGCAUUGAAGCGGAAACCUUUAACUCUGUCCUCCAUCCAUUCGCGCUGCAAGGGUUGAGCCAGAGGGCCACUCUCUUAAAAACAAUUUACCUUCUCUUGGUGUCUAUAUACGGGAAUGAGUGCGUUUGUGUGCUCCGCGCGGCUCUCACACUCCAACAAACCCUCUUCCCCUUCCUCCUUUGGACUGUUAGCCCUGGCCUUGUGCCCCUCCUCUUCCCUGCACUGUCUGUGACCACAACACAUAACUCUCCUCACCCUGCGUCAUCGUCGCACUCGCAUCGACACAUUGCAAAUACAAACUGUGAAGACCUAAAUAGGGGAGAGGGACAUAAACGUGAGCACAGAAACGGCAAAAGUAGAUCUGGAGGACUGGAACUGACCAUGCUGCUACUGAACCGCUUCAAGAGAUUCAAAAGAAGCGGAUCGUGAUUGGACGGGGAAGGCGUCAGUCGUCAGCAGGGGAGGUGCAGCUUUGGGAAUCUGGGUCAGGCUCCUGCACUCUCCCCGCAUCUCCGGUGGCCAGUGGCGGAUGAAGGCAGCCAGGAGAAACCGUCACAUUAGAUCAGCAGGAAGCGGAGCGAGGAAAUGAAUCGGGCCUCCUGCUCCCGGUUCCUCUGUCUGUGCUUGUGUGCAUACAGUUAUGUGAGUUUUUGCGAGGGCUCACAAGUUGUUUUCUGGUGCUAAAAAUUUAACGCAGUGAGGUAUAGAAGUGACGGAAACAACGCCGGUGUGGACACUGUCGUCAGGGCGCGAGUGACAGACUAUAUUUGGAGCGGCUGCUGCUGUGUGGAGAUCUUCUGGAGUCUCAGAGAGAUCAGGUUUACACUGUGGGGUGGAAAGAGGAGGAUCAAAUGCAGGAGAAGAAGAUGCAGGAGGGGUGGGGGUAUAGAGAGGGAUGGCGUUAAGGCCGGAUCUUCUUCAGUCACUCUCCCAAUCUAUAUGAGAAAAUAGCCUUCCAGCCUCUAUGUAUGCAUGAUGUGGGAGCCUCUCCUCCUCCUCCUCACCUUCCUCCUGUCUCUAAUAGCUUAAGGUCCUAUGCCAAGAAGGACUCCAUGUUUCACUGGAGUCUCUGUUUUACAUGCUUUCCCUACAUCGUG
Molecule: messenger RNA, 3456 nt
Organism: Fundulus heteroclitus (mummichog)
Lineage: Eukaryota; Metazoa; Chordata; Actinopteri; Cyprinodontiformes; Fundulidae
Gene: gprc5ba
Product: G protein-coupled receptor, class C, group 5, member Ba
Exons: 4
Coding region: 641-1858 (405 amino acids)
Biological process (GO): G protein-coupled receptor signaling pathway
Cellular component (GO): extracellular exosome; signaling receptor complex; plasma membrane
Molecular function (GO): protein kinase activator activity; G protein-coupled receptor activity; protein kinase binding
Source: RefSeq, a predicted model, not a curated record